AAGGUAAGGAGGGGCGAAGCUCUUGAGGAGUUCCGGGGCGGGGCCGCCGUGCCACAGCCGUCUCUCAUUGGCCCUUGCUGGACGUAGGAAAGAUCGAUUUUUAAAUGGCGUGUGUGUGUAUAGGUGUGUGUGUGUUUUGUUGUUGUUGUUGUUGUUUUGUUGUUGUUGUUUAAAGCAACUAGCGGCGUUACCUUUGGCAAGUUACCUGACCUCUCUGCCGCAUUUUUUUUCUGUAAAAUUGAAUAAUGAUAAUAGUGCUUACCCUUGGGCUGUCGGGAGAUUGACAGAGGUUGACAGAAUCAGUGCCUGAGCAGUGCUUAGCACUCAGUAAGCGCGUGCUCCUUACCUGUCAGCAAGAACGCUAGCUGAUCUUCAAGCGUGUAGAAUGACAGGAAACACUAAGCAAAACAAACGGCUUAUGUUUACACAUGCAUUUAUAUUCGGUUCUGCCACUCCCAUUUCAUGCACUGUUGUCACAUGGCUCUUUCCGCAGUUGUUUCUUAGUGGGACUUCAGCACGCCUUGAUUUUCCCUUCUGUAGUUCACUGUAGCGUAAUCAUAUGUUAUACUGCUUGUUUUCUUUGUACUUUUUAUUAUCUGAGGUAGUGAGCUCUUUAAGGAUAGGAAAUGUUAUAUACAUUUUUUAUUAGCCGGGACAAUUAACGCUCCCACCGUUAUUCGAGUUGCCGUUGCGCCAUAGUUCUGACAAUUUUUUUUUAUGGUCAGACUUAAACUUUUGUCCAUUGGGGUGAAUUCCAAUGUUUUCUUCGAGAGGGAAAAAAACAAAAAACAAACAAAUAAAACCCUUUACAUCUCUGUCAGCGCUUUUUGGAAUGGGCGGGACUCAACUACCAAAGGGACAAGCAGCCGUGCAGCCCUCCAAGAGCAACGACUAGCGCGAGAUAGAGAGGGCGGGAGCGAACUGCAGGAGAAACCGGAAGUGGCGUAACGUCCGGUCAAGGCAGCCAUCUCGCCGUGAGACAGCAGGUGUCGGAUCCGCAGGCGCAGCCGUGCGAUGUUGUCCUCUACAGCCAUGUAUUCGGCUCCUGGCAGAGACUUGGGGAUGGAACCGCACAGAGCCGCGGGCCCUUUGCAGCUGCGAUUUUCGCCCUACGUUUUCAACGGAGGUACUGUAUUGGCAAUUGCUGGAGAAGAUUUUGCAAUUGUUGCUUCUGAUACUCGAUUGAGUGAAGGGUUUUCAAUUCAUACGCGGGAUAGCCCCAAAUGUUACAAAUUAACAGACAAAACAGUCAUUGGAUGCAGCGGUUUUCAUGGAGACUGUCUUACGCUGACAAAGAUUAUUGAAGCAAGACUAAAGAUGUAUAAGCAUUCCAAUAAUAAGGCCAUGACUACGGGGGCAAUUGCUGCAAUGCUGUCUACAAUCCUGUAUUCAAGGCGCUUCUUUCCAUACUAUGUUUACAACAUCAUCGGUGGACUUGAUGAAGAAGGAAAGGGGGCUGUAUACAGCUUUGACCCAGUAGGGUCUUACCAGAGAGACUCCUUCAAGGCUGGAGGCUCAGCAAGUGCCAUGCUACAGCCCCUGCUUGACAACCAGGUUGGUUUUAAGAACAUGCAGAAUGUGGAGCAUGUUCCGCUGUCCUUGGACAGAGCCAUGCGGCUGGUGAAAGAUGUCUUCAUUUCUGCAGCUGAGAGAGAUGUGUACACUGGGGACGCACUGCGGAUCUGCAUAGUGACCAAAGAGGGCAUCAGGGAGGAGACUGUUCCCUUAAGGAAGGACUGAUCUGUGUGCUGUUAUCACCAAUCAGUUCAGAACUGGUUGAUUUUGUACUUUGGAACUGUACCUUGGAUGGUUUUGUUUAUUAAAAGAGAAACCUGAAGUA
Pongo pygmaeus (Bornean orangutan) is the source of this 1840-nucleotide messenger RNA. RefSeq names its product proteasome 20S subunit beta 1 (gene PSMB1). NCBI's taxonomy places the organism in Eukaryota, Metazoa, Chordata, Mammalia, Primates, Hominidae. The coding region runs from base 1015 to 1740 and encodes 241 amino acids. The transcript has 6 exons. The record is from RefSeq and is a predicted model, not a curated record. Gene Ontology annotation, cellular component: cytoplasm; proteasome core complex; nucleus.